Mya arenaria is the source of this 6084-nucleotide messenger RNA. Its product is annotated as neurogenic locus notch homolog protein 1-like. The transcript is spliced from 59 exons. Gene Ontology annotation, molecular function: calcium ion binding. Gene Ontology annotation, biological process: heterophilic cell-cell adhesion; establishment or maintenance of epithelial cell apical/basal polarity. The record is from RefSeq and is a predicted model, not a curated record. Bases 1 to 6084 code for a protein of 2027 amino acids. Lineage: Eukaryota; Metazoa; Mollusca; Bivalvia; Myida; Myidae. Gene Ontology annotation, cellular component: plasma membrane; protein-containing complex.
AUGAAGGUUCCUGACCAGUGUUUGUCUUCUAAAUGUCAAAAUGGAGCCACAUGUGUGGGCCACGUUAACGGCUAUUGGUGCAACUGUCGUCCAGGAUUCAACGGCACUCUCUGUGAAGUCGAUAUAAAUGAGUGUGCUUCGAGUCCUUGUUUGCGUGGGGGAACGUGUCAAGACCAGGUACAUGGCUUCCGAUGUGUUUGUCCAACUGGCUUCACCGGAGUCCGUUGCAAUAAAAACAUUGACGAUUGUGCCCUUAAUCCUUGCCAGAAUGGAGGGUUGUGUUUUGAUGGAGUCAACUCCUACAACUGCUCCUGUCCAAAAGGUUACAGCGGGCAACUCUGUGAAAUAGAUGUGAACGAAUGCGCAUCAUUACCAUGUGCCAAUGGCGUCUGUAUUGAUCAAGUGGGUCAAUUUACCUGUGUAUGCGCCCCUGGUUAUACCGGAACAUGCUGCGAAAUAAACAUUGACGACUGUCAGUCCAGACCUUGUUUGAACGGUGGCUUGUGUAAAGACGUGGUCAAUUCCUACACGUGCACAUGUCGCAGAGGGUAUACGGGCGACAACUGUCAAAAUGAUACAAACGAGUGCGUAUCAUCACCUUGCCAACAUGGUGGCAUUUGCAUGGACAAUGUCGGGUUCUUUGUAUGCGUUUGUUCUGCGGGAUACACGGGAACCCGCUGCGAAACAAAGACGGACGAGUGUGCCUCCAAUCCAUGCCGGAACAACGGAUUAUGUACAGACCUUCUUUUGCAAUUCAACUGUACCUGUCCUUCGGGUUUUACCGGACGAUUCUGUGAAAAUGUUAUAAGUGCAUGCUCAUCGGCGCCAUGCAGGAACGGUGGCCUUUGUAAUAACGUUCCCGGCGGAUACAUUUGUACAUGCAAUCCGGGAUACACAGGCCAAACGUGUGGAAUUGUUAUAGACGAGUGUACGUCCCAGCCCUGUUUGCACGGUGCAAUAUGUCAAAAUCAUAUUAACGGAUUUGAGUGCGUUUGUGCUACUGGAUAUGAAGGAACGUAUUGUCAAAAUGUGACGAAUAUGUGCGCGGUAUCGCCAUGUUUGAACGGCGGUACCUGUAACCCACACACAGCCUUCUACAACUGUACUUGUCCAAUAGGGUUUGAAGGAUUCCAUUGCGGUAUAUCUGUGAAUGAAUGUGAACCACCACCGUGCAGUAAUGGUGGAAUAUGUCACGAUGGUGUCAACAACUAUACUUGUGUGUGUCGGGAUGGGUAUACUGGUGGAACUUGUUUAAAUGAAACGGACGAAUGUACGCCAGAUCCAUGUCAAAAUGGAGGUACUUGUGUGGAUUUGGUGGCGGCGUUUCGGUGUCGGUGUGUAUCAGGAUAUACCGGAACAUUUUGUGAAACAGACAUAAAUGAAUGUGAUCCGAAUCCCUGCCAAAGUGGGGCGAUAUGUACGGAUCUCGUCAACAGCUACAACUGCACGUGUAUCGCAGGAUCGAAUGGCCAGAAUUGUAUACAGUAUUUGAAAUGUGCCAUUGACCCCUGCUUAAAUGGCGCAACAUGCAUCGCGGAUUUGUGUUUCUGUGCUCCUGGUUGGACCGAUGUACAUUGUGGAACAGAUGUGGACGAAUGUGCAUCCAAUCCCUGCAGGAACGGAGGAACGUGUUCACAGACAAUCAAUCAGUACAGCUGUGCAUGCCCCAUAGGCUUCACUGGAACCAACUGCGAAACAAAUAUAAACGAGUGUGCCAGUCUGCCUUGUUUGAAUGGAGGACAUUGUAUUGACCAGAUUAAUGGAUUUAACUGCAGCUGUCAACCUGGUUACACAGGCUCCAUUUGUCAGACGGAUAUCGAUGAGUGUGCGUCUAACCCUUGUAUGAACAACGCCACAUGUUUGAACGAGGUUGCCCAUUUUGCCUGUGUCUGUCUUGAAGGAUUCAACGGCACUCUUUGUGAACACGAUAUCAAUGAGUGUCUUUCAAAUCCCUGUCAAAAUGGAGGUGUAUGUAAAGACAAGGUUAACGGAUAUAUAUGCGUGUGCAACUCCGGGUACACGGGGACGAACUGCGAGAUAAACGUUGAUGAAUGCCAUCCAAAUCCUUGUUUGCACGGAAGUACAUGCCUGGAGGGAGUUAGAAUGUUCACGUGUUCGUGUGUGCAAGGAUAUGCAGGCAGAACGUGCGAAACAGACAUUGAUGGCUGUCGGCCAAAUCCCUGCCGAAAUGGUGGAUUGUGUGUGGACGCUGUCAACAGUUUUACAUGCAUAUGUCCAGCUGGAUUCACAGGAGGAAUAUGUCAGACAGAUAUCGACGAAUGUGCAUCCUCGCCCUGUGGUGCCGAGAACACGUGCUUGGAUGGGAUUAACAGUUACACGUGUCUCUGCCGUGCGGGUUACACCGGGAGUUGCUGCGAAAUUGACAUCAAUGAGUGUGUAUCAAGCCCUUGCCAAAAUAACGGGACAUGUGUGAAUCUGGUUGGCUCGUUUCAAUGCAACUGUGGUCCAGGAUUCAUAGGCACAUUAUGUCAGAUAGAUGUGAAUGAGUGUUCCUCUCAGCCGUGUGUUAAUGGUGGAGUAUGCAUAGACGGAAUCAAUCGGUAUAACUGUACUUGUCCUCUUGGGUUUGAAGGAACUAACUGCGAAUUUGAUAUUCAGGAGUGCUCGUCUUCCCCGUGCCUUAACGGAGGGACAUGUGGAGAACAUAUCGGAUACUACACGUGCACUUGUAUUCCCGGUUAUACUGGAACCAACUGUGAACACGAUAUCAACGAGUGUCUGUCUAUGCCAUGUCUGAACGGCGGAACAUGUGGAGAUGAAAUCAAUCGCUACAAGUGCACAUGUCGAACAGGAUUUAAUGGAACUAGAUGUGAAGAAAACAUUGACAAUUGUGUUGGAAUCCAAUGUCAGAACGGCGGCACAUGCGAAGACGGUGUGAACAGCUUCCGGUGUAUCUGUCCUCCUGGUUUUACCGGGGAUAGAUGUCAAACCGAUAUCGACGAAUGUCUUUUAUCACCGUGCCAGCAUGGUGGGACAUGUCAUAACACAGCUGGCAGCUACGUGUGCAAUUGUCCGACGGAUCUGACUGGGAAAAAUUGUGAUCUAUUAAUGAACGAAUGCCUUUCAAAUCCAUGCCUGAAUGGGGCCGAGUGUAUCGUCAGGAAGGGACGUUAUGACUGCAUCUGCUUGCCAGGCUUCAGCGGAGCAAAUUGUCAGAUAAAUAUAAAUGAAUGUUCUUCCAAUCCGUGCCGUAAUGGUGGAACAUGUCACGAUGGAAUUAAUUCCUACACUUGCACAUGCACUCCCGGAUAUACUGGACACAACUGUGGAAUAGACAUAGAUGAAUGUGCUUCUGGACCAUGUGAGAAUGGCGGCUUAUGCAGAGAUGGCGUCAACCUGUACAGCUGCUCCUGUCAGACGGGUUAUAUGGGAGUUAACUGUACAAUAGAUAUAGACGAGUGUGCCUCCAAUCCCUGCAAGAAUGGAGCAACAUGUGCGAGUCUGAUCCCGGGAUUCCGUUGCAUUUGUCCUCCCGGAUACACCGGAACUUUCUGUGAUAAAGAUAUAAAUGAGUGUGUCUCAUACCCUUGCCAAAACGGAGGCUUGUGUGAAGACAGAAUUAAUUCCUACAUAUGCCACUGCAAUACUGGAUUCACAGGCAUGCGGUGUCAAACAGACAUAGAUUAUUGUCAGCCUCCUCCUUGUCAAAACAACGGUGUUUGUCGUGACGGCUUAAACAACUUUACCUGUACAUGUAAUCCUGGUUUUACCGGCCACACUUGCGGGAUUAAUAUAAACGAGUGCGUCAGUCGGCCGUGUCAGAACAGGGGAAUUUGUGUCGAUGAAAUCAACGGUUACCAAUGUAUUUGCCCUGUUGGUUUUAUGGGGCCUACCUGCGGUAUAAAUGUUUUUGAAUGCUCUUCUAACCCCUGCUUGAACGGAGGCUCGUGUAUAGACGGAUACAAUAUGUACACGUGCAGGUGUCGACCAGGAUACACCGGAACCCAUUGCGAAAUAGAUAUAGACGAGUGUACAUCUUACCCGUGCCUAAAUGGACUCUGUAUUGAUGGUUCCAAUGGUUAUACGUGCGAUUGCUUCGAUGGAUAUAACGGAACAAAUUGUGGAAUUGAUAUUGAUGAGUGUUUGUCUACUCCUUGUAACAACAACGCAACCUGCGUUGACCUGGUUGGUGGUUAUAAUUGCAUUUGUGCGCCUGGCUACACGGGAUCAUGCUGCGAAAUCGACAUCGACGAGUGUGCGUCUCAUCCGUGCAGUAAUGGUGGUCUGUGUAUAGAUCAGAUCAACUCGUUUAUUUGUGUAUGUCCUCCAGGCUACACAGGGAGGUUUUGUCAGAUUGUUAUAAAUGAGUGUGCGUCUAACCCCUGUCCACCCUCGGUCCCAUGUGUGGAUCUUGUGAAUGCCUACAGGUGUGAUUGCCCCCAAGGUUAUACAGGUCCAUUUUGCACGAUACCGGUUGACGUGUGCGCUUCGAACCCAUGUUUAAACAAUGGCACGUGUGAAGUGACUAACAUCUUUUACGUGACGUACGUUUGCACAUGCCCACCAGGAUUUACCGGAACUAAUUGCCAAAUCAACAUUAACGAAUGCCUUUCUAACAAGUGCGCAGAGUACGCGACUUGUGUGGAUGGAAUCAACAAUUACACAUGCAUUUGUCCGCCUGGUUUUACUGGACCGUAUUGCACUAUAAACAAGAACGAGUGUCUAUCCGAUCCUUGUUUAAACAUUGGCACAUGCGUGGAUACUAUUGGCAGCUACUAUUGCGCAUGCCCUGCGGGCAUGACGGGUCCUCACUGUGACAAUGUUAUAGGUGUGCCAGGAAGUGUGUGUUUAUCACCCGACGACUGCGGUUCUCACAAGACGUGUACAGAUCACGAGUGCGUCUGUGUUGAUAGUUAUGUGGGUGUGGCCGGAAAUGCCUGCAUGCAUGUUGCUGUUCUAACUAUCGUCGUCUUGGUGUGCAUCAUCUUGGGAAUAAUAGGAACUACAAUUACAAUAAUACAUCUGAGGAAUUCCGGACGUAAUGGUCAAGACCCUGUUGACGAAACGGAAAGCGGGAAAACGGGCGAUAACUCAUCAGAUGACAGUUCAUCCGAUAAUUGGUUUAAAAAGUUUUUAAAAUAUAAACAAGGAAAGACGAAGAAGUCCCAAGACGAAGCUCAAUUUCUAUGUUGUUUUGGAUUCGUGAACAAGGAGACGCAGGGGCGCUCGUGCCGAAAAGUGUCUCCUGUAUCCCAAUUAAAGUCAACGAAACUGGGCAGAAAUAUCCGUGCAGUUCAACAAGGAGUUAUGGCACAGAAAUACGAAGUUGGUGAUAAGAAAAAGUUAAUCUCGAAGAGGGACGAAACAUGUAGUAUUGAUACGAGCUUUACAUCUUCAGAUACGAGCUCAUCAUCUUCAAAUCAACCAGGACAGAUAUUCGAAGUUGGUGAUAAGAACAGAGACAUCUCUACGAGCGAAGAAACAUCAAGUUCUGAAUCGACUUCAUGUGGCUCAGACGAGUCUGUAGCAGGAGGGGAGAAAAAAAAGGCACCGAAAACGACAGUUGUUUCCAUCAUCGAGGAAAUAUGUCCAUGUUUACCUAUAUGUGAGGGCGAAGAAACAGAUUCUGGUACAAAAAAGGAUGAAGGAGAAAGUCACGAAGGAGAAACAGAUUGUUCGGGGCCGGAAGAUGCCUCCACCAAAAAGGGCGAAGAAACAGAUUCUGGUACAAUAAAGGAUGAAGGAGAAAGUAACCAAGGAGAAACAGAUUGUUCGGGGCCGGAAGAUGCCUCCACCAAAAAGAGCGAAGAAACAGAUUCUGGUACAAAAAAGGAUGAAGGAGAAAGUAACGAAGGAAAAACAGAUUGUUCGGGGCCGGAAGAUGCCUCCACCAAAAAGGGCGAGGAAACAAGUUCUGAUACACCAAGCCUGCCCAAUGAAGGUAACAACAUACCGUUCUUCUGUGAUUCAUGUUCUUCAUUGUCUGGCCUCAGUAUCACAACAUACUUUAGAUUCGACUCAACUGAACAGUUGGUCACACUAUACCAUUCUCCUGUGAUUCAUGUUGUACUCGUAAUAGCUGUGACUACAUCCUUCCUGAAGCGAAUAGAUCUCGAACUUUAG